Molecule: messenger RNA, 1151 nt
Organism: Meloidogyne enterolobii
Lineage: Eukaryota; Metazoa; Nematoda; Chromadorea; Rhabditida; Meloidogynidae
Source: the annotation of a GenBank genome assembly
GAUGCGUCGCUAUUGUUUAAGCUAUAUUAAAAAUGGUUAUUUAUUUUUUCUAAUUCUAAAUAUUAAAGCGAUAUUUUCUUUUAUUUUGUUUAUUUGUGGAUUUUUGUAUUUUGAUUUUUUUGUAUUUUUUUGUAUAUUUUUGGUUUUGUGUGUUUAAUAUAUUUGGGGUUGGGCUAUUGGGUUAAAUCUGCCAGUAGACAUUUCUAAAAAAAUUGGGUGGUUCUUUACAGGGGACCUCGUUUAGGGAUGGGAUUUUUGGUUUAAAUUUUCCAUAUGCCUGUGUAUAUAUGUUUGGUUUGUAUGGGGUGGAUAUUUUAAUGUUUUUCCUCACCUCUUCUAGUAAUUUUCCCAUUAAAUUCUCACCUCUAAGUGGUUUUCCAGCUUUUAGCUGGUCUAUGGAGAGGGCACACCCCCACCUUGAGUCGUAGGGAUUCACUUCUAUAAUUUGUAGGCGUUUUGUAUUUAUUAGAUCUUGGGCGAGGAUUCGGUUUUGGGUGAAUUUGGCUGUUAGAAUUUGGAACAUGUAUUCUUUACUUACCGAAUUCCACUCUCUUCGGUUAAAAUUUUUAAUUGUUCUACCUAAUCUUUUAAUCAUAUGGGGGUAGGUUUCUUCCAUUAUUUGGGUUAUUGAGUACUCAUCUUUAAAAUACCAGGCUUUUAUGUAAGUAUAAGCCUGUUCUGAACAGGAAAAUCGUAAACCCCAAAGGUCGAAUGUUGCAGGGAAAAAAUUGCUGAAGGGGUGGGUUCUUCCGAAGAAAGGUAUGACUUGUUUUCCAUUGUACUCAAUUGAGGGUGUAACGAGGUUGUUGUAGUCCGACAUCACCUGUAAAGAUUUUUGAUAAUUUUUCCAAUUUAAUUUAAGGGUAAGGGAUAUUAUUUUUCCAUUUUAUUUCUAAAAAUUUUUAUUAUUGUCCGCAAUUAUUACAUUUAAAGGAGUCUUUGAGGGGUCUAAAGCCAUUUUGUUGCCAUUUAUGGAUCGCUUCUCUCCCUAGUACUAUUUCAGAGGACCAUGUAUUUGCCUGGAGGGUUUCUUGGGUAAUAUAAAAUGGGAUUUCUGCUUGAUUUUGUCCGUCGAAUAUGUAGGCUUGUGCGGUUCCUACGAUUUUGAUAUUCUGGUUUCCGUCAACUUUUUCAAAGGGGUCAAGGUAUUC